GGCCUGCCCCCCAGCUUCCAUUCCUCCAAAAAAAAUCUCCUCUGUUGUCCAGAAACCAUGUUGUAACUUCUGCUAUAUCAAAUGGCACAAAGAUGAUCAGCACGUAACAGUGGAACACAGAAGAGCAAGACCAGUGCAGAAAAAUGUCUCCCAAAGUGCCUGGUGGCCAUGGCCGAGGGGACUAUUCUGCAGUCCAAGUGGCUGUUCGUGUCCGUCCUCUGCUGCCAAAGGAGCUUCUACACUGCCACGAGAGUUGUAUCACCGUAGACCCUGAACUCCAUCGGGUUACUUUAGGCCAUGACCGACACUUUGCUUGUGACUUCCUGUUUGAAGAAAAUUGCUGUCAGGAGGAGGUUUAUUCUGUGUCUGUCCAGCCGCUUAUUGAGGCCUUCUUCCAAGGUUUCAAUGCCACAGUCUUUGCCUACGGGCAGACAGGCUCAGGCAAGACCUACACCAUUGGAGAAGCUAAUAUUAGUUCCUUCAGAGAUGAGGAGCAGGGUGUCAUUCCCAGGGCUGUUGCAGAUGUCUUCAAGCUGCUAGAUGAAAACGACCUCACAGACUUCUCUGUCCGAGUCUCCUAUUUGGAGGUCUACAAAGAGGAGUUCAAGGACUUAUUGGAAGUGGAGACUGCCAGCAAGGACAUCCAUAUCCGAGAGGAUAAAGGCAACAUUGUUCUGUGUGGGGUAAAGGAGUGUGAAGUGGAGGGUCUCGAUGAGGUUUUGAGCUUACUAGAAUCGGGAAACACUGCCAGACACACUGGAGCAACCCAGAUGAAUCCAAACUCCAGCCGGUCGCACACCAUUUUUACUUUGUACAUGGAUCAACGUCGUGGAAGCUCUCGCCUUUAUGGGACGGCUGCAAACUCUGGACCACAAAUGUUGUCUUCCAAGUUCCACUUUGUUGACCUGGCAGGGUCAGAACGCAUCUUAAGGACAGGUAACACUGGAGAGAGACUGAAGGAGAGCAUUCAGAUUAACAGCGGCCUCCUGGCUCUGGGAAAUGUAAUCGGGGCACUGGGGGAUCCAAAGAGGAAAGGCUCUCAUAUACCAUACAGAGAUUCUAAAAUCACAAGGAUACUGAAAGACUCUUUGGGAGGAAAUUCAAAAACACUGAUGAUCGCCUGCAUCAGCCCAUCCUCUUCAGACUUUGAUGAGAGUCUGAAUACGCUAAACUACGCGAUGAGAGCUAGAAAUAUUCAAAACCGAGCUACAGUCAACUUCAAGCAUGAGCCAGAUCGCGUGGAAGGGCUGGAGCAGCAAAUUAAAGCCCUUCGUCGAGCCCUUGAAAACCGUCAGCGUUCAGAGACCCGCAUCAUUUCUCAUGCUGAUCCAAACAGAAGACCUCGACUUGGAGAAGGAGAGAUCAGCAGGCUACAAGCGCAGAGCGCUCACUAUAGGACUUGCACAGACACCGCCUACAGAUUGCUGCGGGAGCUCCAGAGUGAAGGGAGUCUGACAGCUGAACAGAGUCUGCGAGUGAAGGAGUGGCUGUCCUCAGUUGAGGAGGAACGGAGUGGGCUCACCACUGCCUCUGGACCAGAUAGCGGUAUCGAGAACAGCUCCACUGAGGACAGCAUUGCAUUAAGGAGAGGCAGGCCUUCUAUCAGGAAUCAGGACACAGAGGCUGUGGAGGAACGAUGGAACCAUGAGCAUGAAUGUGAGAAAGAAGAUAGUAUUGUUCAUCUUCAGUCACAGAUCCAGCGGCUGGAGAAGGAGAACACAGACUUUUUAGCAGCUUUGGAGGAUGCUAUGGAGCAAUACAAGCAGCAGAGUGAUAAGCUUCAGGAGCAACAGGACCUGAUAGCCGAGCUACAGUGUCAGCUGUCUACUCUUGGACUGAUGGGCCUAGGCCUUAACUUAAGAUUGCGACCACACACGGCCCCUAUGGGCUCCAUGCAGCAUAGUCCGAAUGGAAAUCCAUACCGACAGGUCAGUCCAGUAGGUCACACUGGUCACGGUCCUGAUCAAAAUGGAAAAAAUUAUGAGGAGCAAGAGAUGCGUUACAACGAAAAAGAAGGAAGUCAUUCCAGUUUCAGCCAGGAAAGAUGCAAGCAGGUGAACUUAACAUGGACCAAACGGGACAUGAUGUCAGGAGGACCAGGUGCUGGUGGCAGAGGUCCAGUAUCUCAGCUGUCUGAGCCGGACCGGCACCCGACUUUAACCAGAAAAGGAUCCAACUGCAGCACUGUGGAAAGUCUGAGAAGUUUUGAAGGCGUUUCAGAGUGGGGACUUCUUCAGGCACAGCAGAAGAUCAGAGAACUGUCUGUAACCAUCCGCAUGAAAGAAGAACUCAUCAAGGAGCUGGUCAAAACAGGUAAGGAUGCUCAAGCCCUGAAUAAACAAUACAGUCAUAAGAUCACAGCUCUGGAGAGUGAAGCUGUGCAGGCUCGGCAGGAGCUGCAGGAGGCCCAACGCCAGCUGCAGGAUCUGGAGCGACAAGAGAGAGAAAUAAGUGCAACAGACAAGACCAGAGCUCAGGAAUGUCGCAGGAAGAUAGCUGCUGCUCAGAGCAAAGUUCAGGUAUUAAGUCAGCGUCAGAGGGAUACUGCUCGUCUGGCCAACCUUCCUGUCCUGAGUGAGCGUCGUGUGUUGGAGCUGGAGAGAAGUGUCCAGUCUAUGAGACAACAGCAGGAGCAGCUGCAAAGGCGACUGCGGGAGGAGAGUCAGCAGAAACGACGGCUGGAGACUGAAAUGCAACGAAGGACUCACAGAGUUAAGGAACUUGAGAUAAAGAAUGAGCAGCAGCAGAAGAUCCUGAAGAUAAAGACUGAGGAGAUCGCAGCCUUUCAGAGACAGAGACGCAGCGGCAGUAAUGGUUCUGUCAUCUCAUUGGAAGAGCAACAGAAGAUUGAGGAACAAAAGCGCUGGCUGGAUGAGGAAAUGGAGCGUGUGUUAGAACAGAGGAGAGGACUGGAAGAUCUGGAAGGAGAGCUGACUAAACGCGAGGAAAUCCUGGCCAAGAAAGAAGCCUUGUUGCAAGAACGCAGCGGACUGGAGACCAAAAGACUCCGCUCCAGUCAGGCCCUAAGUAAAGACCUAGUGACACUUACUGGGCGCAUUGAGUCACUUGAGCGAGAGCUGAGUGAGAGGAAUGGUCUCCUUCGUAGCAGCAGUGCUCAAGACUCCCAACAGAUUCGCCAGGAGAUCUCCAACCUGCGUCAGGAAAAAGACUCACUUCUUAAGCAACGCGUUGAGCUGGAUGACAAACUGCGGCAGGGUAACCUGCUCUCACCUGAGGAGGAGCGAACCCUUUUCCAACUGGAUGAGGCAAUUGAGGCUCUAGAUGCAGCUAUCGAGUACAAAAAUGAGGCAAUCACUCAGAGACAGAGACAGCUGAGAGCUUCUGCCACAAUGCUCUCUCAGUGGGAAAUGAAUCUCAUGGCUAAGCUCAGUUAUCUGUCCGCCUCUGAGACCAGAGCUCUGCUGUGCAAGUACUUUGACAAGGUGGUGUCUCUGCGCGAGGAGGAGCGUAAGCUGCAGCUUGCCUUAUCUGAGCUGGAAAUGCAGCUGGAUGAGCAGCAAAGGCUGGUGCAGUGGUUGGAAAAUGCCCUCGAUCGCACGCAGCUUGACACAGAUCGCAGGCUAACGCAGCAGCAGAAGGAGCAUGAGAGAAGCAUGCAGCUCUUGUUGCAGCAGUGUCGAGAACAAAUGGAUGAAGGUCUGGCAGGAAGGCAGCGGCAGUAUGAGGGAUGGAUCCAUAACCUCAAAAAGGAGCUGAACCACUAUAAGGCCGCUAAUCUGGAACUAAGCAACAAAAUGAGGGAGCUCUGUGGGUCUGUCAGUCAGCCAAAAGAGCAUCCUAAAGCCUUUGCAUCUGAUGUUAAGCCCAUAAACAUCGGCAGCAUGGAAAAGCUUGGCCACUGCCGUGAGGAAAGCCCUGGAGGCAGAGGGACAGGGCAGCUUGAAAAGUCCACCCGGUCCAGGGAGGAAAUGCGGGAGCUGGUGAACACCCCUCUUCCGUCCACAUGGAGGCGGUCUUCUCUCCCCACAGAGGAGCCUGCUUUCAUGGAGGAACUGUUGCUUCAAGCAGCAGGGGACACUCCUGCUAACCGUGUAGUCCAGGCUGGUCUGGGGCCUUGUAGCGGACUGACAUCCCUACCGGUGGUUAAAUCUCGACGAGAGUCUCGUCGCUCCAGCCUGAACAUCGGACCACUGACCUCCAACAAUGCAUUAAUUGAUGUACGGAAGAAUCCUGUCUAAAUCUCAAAGACUUCUCAUGGACAUUUAUUUUCUGAUGGCUCAAUUAUUACUUUUUUCAUUUGUCUUUUGGUCUUGGAUUUCAGUUUUUGUACCUGUUAAUAAGAUUUUGAUGAAAGCCCACUGACUUUUCUACAAAGCACUUUCUCAAAGGUAAACUAUGUUGUCAUGCAGAUGGGUACAUAUGUAGUCCAACCCUGGAUUAUUCACAUUGUUACAAAGUACAGAUGUCUUACUCUGUUGACUAUAUAAACUUUUUUUUCUUAUACACAAUAUUUUUUAUUUGAAUUUUUUGCCUUUGCUCAUGUGGUCAGUCUAUUAAUUUUUUUUUUUUUUUUUUUUGCAAGUUGGGGCCAGUCUUUAUUGUGCAGAUUUUAUAUAUAUGUAGCUCCAGUUUUGUUUUUGUUUUUGUUUUUUUCUAAAAAUUGACAGAAAAGAAAGUAAUUUGUGCCGUUUGCUCUGUAUUACUAUUUAAAAAACAAACAUCCACAAACAACCAAGUAUUAAAUGUAAUCAUUUGAU
Molecule: messenger RNA, 4718 nt
Organism: Melanotaenia boesemani (Boeseman's rainbowfish)
Lineage: Eukaryota; Metazoa; Chordata; Actinopteri; Atheriniformes; Melanotaeniidae
Gene: kif7
Product: kinesin family member 7
Exons: 20
Coding region: 144-4199 (1351 amino acids)
Biological process (GO): mitotic spindle organization; microtubule-based movement
Molecular function (GO): ATP binding; microtubule motor activity; microtubule binding
Source: RefSeq, a predicted model, not a curated record